GCGCUGAUGUCAUCCAUAAAAUUUACUUGCUGUGGCCUAAACUGGCUCAACUGGAUUUUUCAUACCAUUUGUCUCACUUGCCUGCCCUGUUGAGUCAUUUUGUCUGCGUCCGGCUCCACAGACGGUUCACAGCACAACACAUCAUGAUGCCCAAGGCUCUUCUGGUCGCCCUUCUGAUUGGCGUUGCCAUGGCAACUCUCGACCUUGAUGUCCCGGAUGUGGAGCUAGAACAGGCUGUCGCGGUGAGUCCUGAUCUCAAAGCAGAUAAGCGAGGGCAGGUGACGGUGGAAAUCAGCGAUGGCAUUACAGACAAAUCCGCGGUGCCGGCUUCAAUGUGCCUGCCUUGCAGCAAAGAAAGCGAUUGCGAAGCAGAUGUAACCUUCUGUAAUGACGGCCGAUGCGAAGAUUUUAGCCACGACUGUACCUGUGAGGGAGACCACUGUAAGGUGACGGACAUGUGGGAGAAGUAGACCAGAGCCACGGCAACAGUCGAGGUCCGCACACGGCGGUCUGGUUAUGCCUGACACGAAGAUAUAUCAUAAUCAUACAAAAUCAUUUACUGAUUUGAAUAAAGAUUUCGUGCAGGAGA
Branchiostoma floridae (Florida lancelet) is the source of this 589-nucleotide messenger RNA. RefSeq lists its product as uncharacterized. The transcript has 6 exons. The record is from RefSeq and is a predicted model, not a curated record. The coding region runs from base 144 to 470 and encodes 108 amino acids. NCBI's taxonomy places the organism in Eukaryota, Metazoa, Chordata, Leptocardii, Amphioxiformes, Branchiostomatidae.